Molecule: messenger RNA, 1572 nt
Organism: Suncus etruscus (white-toothed pygmy shrew)
Lineage: Eukaryota; Metazoa; Chordata; Mammalia; Eulipotyphla; Soricidae
Product: translation initiation factor IF-2-like
Exons: 3
Coding region: 1-1572 (523 amino acids)
Source: RefSeq, a predicted model, not a curated record
AUGUCACAGCUUCCACGGGGGCUGGCUCCACUGCCCAGCAUCGCCCAGGGGCGCUUCUCACCCUCCUCAGCCGGUCCUCGCCCCGUGACAGGCGGAGACACGCGGCCCCGCACGCACCCUCCCCGUGGAGACGUCUCCAGCAGACGCGCGCCCCGGAGAACCCCCAGUGCUUUCCGUGCGCCCUCGCUCGCGUUGGGGACCUUGGCGCGGACCCCGGGCGCGUCGUCCCGGGCGCCCGGCCCCCUCCGCGGCACGAGGUGCCUUUGGACACCGCAACCCGGAAGCGGGGCGUCCCGGGGCCACGCGGCUGGGCCGGGGCGAGGGGCGCGCGUGGCUCGGGCUCCGGCUCCGGCUGCGGGAGCGGGGCCGGCCGCGGCCGAGGCGCCGCCGCGCGCGCGCGCGGGGGCCGCUUGGCUUCCCCGGCCCGGGGGCCCCCCUCGGCCGACGCCGGGAGCCCCGCCGGCGGCGCCGCCCCCCGCACUCCCCGCCCACCGGCGGCUGCGCGCACUGAGCCCUCGGCCGCCGCCGCCGCCGCGCCGCGCCGCGCCGCGCUGCGCUCCGGGGCCCGCGACGCCGCCCGCACAGCCCCGAGCGGCCACACGCAGCGGCGGCGGGCCGGGCGGCCGGGGCGCGGGGGCCGCAGGGCCGAGCCGGGGAGCGAAGCCGCCGGGCGCCCGGGCCCCGCAGCUCGGCUACAAAGCGCUCGGCACCGGCCGGGAACGCGCGCGCCGCGGCCGCCACCGGGGAUCCCUUGGCGACUGCGCGCGGCCCGCGCCGGAGCGUCCCCGCCGCGCCACAGUAAGCGACCCCGGGGCCGGGAUCUGGCUGGCUGGAGCGGGGCGCGGGGGUCGGGGCGCCCCUACGCAGCUCCCGGCUGCAGCACCACCCCCGGCCUCGGCGCUCCGUGCGGCGCGCCCGCCCGCCCGCCCGGCUGGGGCUGCCUUGGUUUAUUUUUAUUUUUCUAGCUCGCCGGUUUCCAUCAUUUCCGUUCUGGGCUCGUCUGGGUUGGAUUCUCGGGGCGCCCCUGGUGCAGGCGCCCCACGGAGACUUGUCAGCGCGCAACGCGGGGCCCCUGCGGGAAAAGUCUGCACUUCCCGCAGGGCCUCGGGUCUCUUCCAAGCCCGUGCGCCCCAGAGCCCCGGCGCACCCCCAUUCCCCCACCCCUCCCCAAGCUCCCCAACUUCCCGCACUGGUGCCCGGCAACUCUUUUGUUCGCGGAAGUUUGCGUCCAGUCCAGCGGGAUGCGGGGCGUGCGAAGGCGGCGGCAGCACCGCGCCGGACAGGGCGUCUGCAUUGUGGGGGGACCGUGGUGGGGUGCCUGGGGGAAGCGGGCCGGUGGUCCCCAGCCGACCCGGGCUUGCAGAACCGCCAGCCCGUGGGAAGCCGGGGGGCGGCUUCCUGGCUUUUGGUUUUUCCUCGUCCGGUAGUGCGCACACUUGGGGGAACAAUACGCGUGGCGCGGGACCAGGGGCGCGCGCCGCCGCCGUCCUCUCCCUCUCCGUGGGGUCCCUGCCGCCGGGCUCCCCGCACCCGCACGCCUGGGUCACGAACCACUUCUCGGUCCCGCGGUGA